Molecule: messenger RNA, 4104 nt
Organism: Pyricularia grisea
Lineage: Eukaryota; Fungi; Ascomycota; Sordariomycetes; Magnaporthales; Pyriculariaceae
Exons: 9
Coding region: 1038-2264 (408 amino acids)
Biological process (GO): mRNA splice site recognition
Cellular component (GO): cytosol
Molecular function (GO): mRNA binding
Source: RefSeq, a predicted model, not a curated record
UAGUAGGUCCACUAAAUACACGCCCGCCUAGUGUUUAGCUAGGUUGGUACAAAGAAAGAAAAAAUCCUCAACGCAUACUGUUGCAACUCAGCCCGGACCGGCAGGCCUCAACAGUGUCAACUCAGCCGUAUUCACUGCCCCACCGGCGGCGCGGUUGCGUGUCGUCUCCUCCGCUUUCCGCCUUGUCCCAGCGCUUUCCUGGCUCACGCUGCCCAGUUUUAGACUUUCGCACCACGCCUCGACACUUUCCCAACUCCACCUCCUCCCUCCACACACAUGCAAGCAAGCUUCGAGCCGGCUUUCCCACCUCUCCCAAGUCUGCUUUUUCCUCUUUUUACUUCUUUUUUGCCCUUUUUGUCCGUUGCCCUUUUGCACCUAAAGAAAAAAAUUUCCUGCUUUUGGUUUUUUUUUUUUUUUCUGUUCCUUCCUAUCCAACCUGGUUUUUGUUCCCCGCUAGGUUUUUUUCUUGAUCGUGCUCCUAUCCCGGCGUUCUUCUUUCGUUCGUCAAUUGCAGCUCGCGACAGCAUCCUUUCCGUUGAUUUUCCGUCUGCCGAGUUGUCACUUCCCGCGCGCCCGCAAAAACGCAUCGUUGCUUACAAUUCGCUGCGUUCUACCGUCCGCUCCUGGCCCUCCGCGACCCCCUGCCCCACGUACGUUGCAAGGCCACGCAAAGAAAAUUUUCCCCUUGGAACAUUCUGCGAUCGCGCGCGCGUCAUAGCUCCCAAGCUUUUUCGAAAAAAGAACACCACUCUUUUUUUCUGAUUUUCCCCUCUUCCGACAAACAAAAAACCCACAACUCGCAAAGUCGAGUCCAUCCGACCUAAUACCCUCUUUGCGCGCUUGCUUGGUCCUUUGCGUUGCGGAAUCGGCGUUUCGGAUCUCUUUGCAACUUUCUGUACUUUCGGGAAAAUACUUAGGAUACCCGAAGUUUACUUCUCCGCGAUUUCACGGGUUCGCCUUCUAGAUCGCGAAUAGGGAUACUUGAGGCCUCUUUGCUUUCGUAUUAGCAGAUUUUUCCAUCUCCAACUCCAUCCGAGAUGUCGACUUUUCCUCCUCCCACCCCACAGGGAAACGGCCAUGCUGGUGACAAUGGCAACGCCAUGAACGGCUCCGGUGCUCAGAUGGAAGGCAACUUCCAGACCCCUCCCGUCGUCCCCCAGGGCAACGACAGUGCCAAGACCCUCUGGAUGGGUGAAUUGGAGCCUUGGAUGGACGAGAACUUUAUUAAGCAGAUCUGGUCGACCGUCUGCGGUGAGACUGUUAAUGUCAAGGUCAUCCGCGAUCGCCAGUCCGGCAACGCUGGUUACUGCUUUGUCGAGUUCCCCUCCUCUGAAGCCGCUACUAAGGCUCUGGGACUUAACGGGUCACCAGUGCCGAACUCACAGCGCGUCUUCAAGCUCAACUGGGCUAGCGGUGGUGGUCUCGUGGACCGUCGUGACGAGCGCGGCCCGGAGUACUCUAUUUUCGUCGGCGAUCUCGGUCCCGAGGUAAACGAGUUUGUUCUCGUUUCGUUGUUCCAGGCUCGUUUCCCAAGCUGCAAGUCCGCCAAGAUCAUGACGGACGCUAUGACCGGCCAGUCUCGCGGUUAUGGCUUCGUUCGCUUUACGGAUGAGUCGGAUCAGCAACGUGCUCUCGUGGAGAUGCAGGGCGUUUACUGCGGCAACCGCCCCAUGCGUAUUUCCACUGCCACCCCAAAGACACGUUCUCAUCAGCAAUAUGGCAACCAGGGUCCUCAUGGAGCGGGCCCGAUGAACAUGACGCCGCCCGCUCAGAACAUGCAGUGGGGUAUGAACCCCUACGGGUACCAGCAACCGCAGGCGCCUCCUCCCAACACGGCGUUCAACAACCCCAUGCAGCCAAUGAACCAGUUCACAGACCCAAACAAUACGACAGUCUUCGUCGGUGGCCUUAGUGGUUAUGUCACCGAGGAUGAACUGCGCUCUUUCUUCCAGGGCUUUGGUGAUAUCACCUAUGUCAAGAUCCCUCCUGGAAAGGGCUGCGGCUUCGUUCAGUUCGUUCAUCGCCACGCUGCUGAGAUGGCCAUCAACCAGAUGCAGGGUUACCCCAUUGGUAACUCUCGCGUUCGUCUGUCGUGGGGCCGUUCGCAGAACAACUCCGGCGUAGGUACUCCCUACCGUCCUGCUCCUCCUCCUCCGCACUGGGGUGGCGGCAUGCCGCCUCACGGUGGCCCGGCCGGCCCUGGUGCUCCUUUCGGCGGUCCUUUCGGCGGCAACCCGCCUCCUCCUCCUGGCGGUCUUCAGUAAACAUAUUGCUAUUCACCAUGUCCCGCGAAUGAUUUCCUCGUCAUAGCAAUGGCGUUCGGUGGGACUUCUACUACUCAAGGAAAACGGCGUCCAGGAAGGGAGCGAUUUUUUGACAUGAACCAUGAUUUUACUCAUGAACUUGUUUUCAACUCUCUUUUCAUGAUGGCCUUUCGCAUUCAUUUCAACUUUACACCAAACGGAUUUCCUUUCUCUCGACUGCAACGAUCACAAACCAUCAACGAACCCCUCUCUGCCUGCUUCACUGGUUUUCUAAACCUCUGAAGGUCUCUCAUGGCCUCACUACCACCACUCUGCCAACAUUGAACAGGCACGCCUAUAUCCUGUGCAAUGAAACGUGCCAUGUUGGUCUCGAAUGAAAUGAGUGGUACCGGUUCCCGACUAUACUGCGGACUUCUUUAUUUGAUGGAGGAGCUGUACACAUGGGUUGAGACAUUGGUGGCAUCUACAACUGGCGAUCACGCAAUAUUCCCUUUCUCGGUCUUGAUCUUUGUUUUUCCUUUUUCUCCCAUUGCUGUUUUUACUCAAAAUGCCAAGUCUUGGGCCAGAAGCUGCCGCUUAUGGCACUGGAAAAAGAAACGCAAGGAACAUACACCCUUUCUGUCUACAUCAGAGCUUUCUUUACCCUCUUCCGGAUUGAUCUUUCGUUCAUAGCCCCUUUGUUGACGGCGUUGGUCUUCACUUGAGUUUGUGCUUGAUCGUUUUAUUUGAUAGGAAGCUUUGUUUUGUUCUUCGUUUUCUGCGGUCGCAUUUCUGCCUGAUUCCUCAACUUCGAACAAAAGCCUUUGACUUGGUCUUUUUGUCUUGUUUGCGUGAUGAUCCUUCUCUGUGCGCGCGAGUUUUGAUGCCGUUUUCCGGCUUCAACGUCACAUACCCUUCGGAUGUAACUCGCCUCUUCGAGCAAGGGCUGUGGAGGGCUCUAGUUAGUCCACCACAGCUCAUCGAUGACCCGGCGUUAUUGCAUUCUACUUUGUAUUUGUGCGCGCCCAAACUUUGAUGUGAUUUCCUCAAUGUCUUAUUAUGUGCGGCUUUGCUGUCCCUACUGAUAACAGUUAUGGCUUUCAUUUAGUCGAACGGCUUUGGCGACGCAGGAGCGAGCAAUUAUCGGCGAAGAUUCCCUAACUUUGGCCUUGUUUAGCAGGAGAAAAGCUCUGGUUCUUUUUGGCAAGGGGCGUUCAGUCUUCACCUUUUGGAGGGCUUGGCCUUUCCUUCAUUCGUUGUCUUUUUUUUCACAUUCUAAGGGUAGGAAAUUUGCUGUAAUGUUGAUCGGAUCUCCAUUCGAGCAGUAUUAUGUGUUUUGUUCGGGUGGUUCUUUGUCUUUAUUGUAUCGGGUGGCGUUCUUGAACUCAAAAUUGCUGGGUGGACUUUUUGUUCAUGUCAUUUGGAUCUUGUUGUGAAGAUAGGGCGUUUACACUCCUUUUUAACAUGGCAUGGCUUUUCACCUUUCUUUUUAUUCCCCGAUAUCGACUCUCUUGCCUGCGAGCCUGUUGAUUUGAAGAGGCGAUGUGACGAGGAAGGUGUCUGUCAGAGUCCUGUAGGAAAAGAGCACGUUAGCUUGUUUUGUUUCCCAAGUCACUUCCAAAAGUUUAGAUUGUGUUAUGAGGAGUGAUUUUGGGUUCUGGGUCAUGCUCGGCGGCGAUCUGUGUAUGCCAAUAAGAAUUUGGUCAAAUUGUUUAGCAGGAAAGGUGUUGGGAUAUGACAAAAGUUGAUGCUUGGUCUUGUCACAGAUUAGUUUGUAGAACUUACCGUACUGAUAGCCCCUGAUAUGUUUGCUUUCUUGGCUCGUAGUUGUUAGCAUUGAUAUGAUACUUGUUCUUGAUCG